Spodoptera exigua (beet armyworm) is the source of this 660-nucleotide messenger RNA. Lineage: Eukaryota; Metazoa; Arthropoda; Insecta; Lepidoptera; Noctuidae. The record is from the annotation of a GenBank genome assembly.
AUGUUACUACGGCCAGCAGUACCAACAAUGCUGCUUUACGUGUCCAGAUUGCACCACUCUACGCAGGUUGAGGAGAUCGUGGAGUACGUGCGCGUCAAGACCAACUGGACCUUGAGGGUCGAGAGGUUGGAGCGUCACAACACGAACUUCAAGUCGUUCGUGGUGCGAGUUCCGACACACCAUUUCGAGAAGUUCCUCGAGGAAGAGUUUUGGCUGAAGGGCGUCGUGUAUCGCCGGUUUCGUGGCCGCCUACAUGACACUAGUACAAAAUGGUGUGGUGCUGGCAAUGUGGCGGAUAACUAUGAUGAUCUAGGCGAAGAGAAAGAAGCCGACAUGUGUUGCAGAGAACAUGACAAUUGUCCCGAUUUGAUUCCCGGAGGAGAAACUAAACAUAAUCUAACUAACGACGCUUUCUACACUAGAUUGAGUUGUGCUUGUGAUGAGAAAUUCUUGACAUGUCUGAGAUCUGCUAACACGAAGGUCGCCAGGUACAUUGGUCUUAUAUACUUCGAUGGUCUACAAACAAAAUGCUACAGAGAAGACUAUCCAGUUAUCAAAUGCAUUAAGAAAGGAGGGUGGUUUAAAACAAAAUGUGUCCAAUAUUCCUACGAUAAAAAUGGCGAAAAGAUCUACCAGUGGUUCGACGUAGAAGACUUCUGA